Zygosaccharomyces rouxii is the source of this 1644-nucleotide messenger RNA. RefSeq names its product Rup1p (gene RUP1). The transcript has a single exon. Lineage: Eukaryota; Fungi; Ascomycota; Saccharomycetes; Saccharomycetales; Saccharomycetaceae. Gene Ontology annotation, cellular component: cytosol; nucleus. Gene Ontology annotation, biological process: protein deubiquitination. The coding region runs from base 1 to 1644 and encodes 547 amino acids. The record is from RefSeq and is a predicted model, not a curated record. Gene Ontology annotation, molecular function: protein binding.
AUGAAUGCUCAACAAUCGUUGAUUGAAAUGGGGAUCACCCCUGAAGUUGCUCAAAGAGCUUUACAACAAACUCAUGGUAAUCUCGAAGCUGCCGUGAACUAUAUCUUUAGUGGUGAAGUGUCAGAUGAUCAGCCCGUAAAUCAACCUCAGAGUGCCCCCAUGCCGGGGUUUGCACCAGGCUCUCUAAGUGGAGUCAUGACGAAUCAAAUAGAUGAUGACGAGGAUGAUGAUAGUUCAUCGAGUGAACGUGAGCUCUCUCCACCACUACCUCCAAGGGAUUCACCUGGUUUUUCAGGAAUGAGUGAAGGUGUAGAAAUAGAAAUCCAGUCGCCAAAGAAAUCUCUGGUCACCGAUCCAACUGUUGUAAUACCGUUACCACACUCUUUAUUUGAAAAUUAUUUUGCACUUUUUUCGCUUUCGAUGUGUCAGUAUUUACCACAUUUAAUGGCGAAACCCGAAUUAGGUGAUUUGAUGUACAAUCCUAAAUGGGCACAGGGCUCCUCGGAUCCAUCGACUUCUUUUAUCCAACAGCUACAAAGAUUGUGCAGUGUUGUGAAUGCGUCUUUCUCUGAUCGUUGUUACGUAUCCGCUAAAUUAUUUGCCGCUGUACUAGAUGCGCCCUUGAAAAGAAAACUGGCCGAAGCUGAACACUUACACGAAGUUUUGCCUUCAUUUAUUAGAUCGCUAAUUCAUGCUCUGGAGGAAUGUGGUUGCUAUGCGGAGGACCAAAUUAGAUCGCUUUUCGUCUCGUCAGCAUUAUCAUCAGAAUGUAAAUCUCUACUAUCAGUGUUACAGUUUAUGCCAGAAGAAUAUGAAUCAAGCCUUUACGCUAUGUUUAAUGCAUUACUAUACCCGGAAUUAGAAGAAGGUGAAGAAAGUGGGAAUUCGCUUUUGGAUUUAGCACCUGUUCUAACGAUUGUGUUUGAUGAAAUGGAUGCAGAUACCGAAGUAACCUCUAAUAGAGGUGUAGAUGUACCGCUAGAAUUUUACCCACAACUAUACACUAAAAGUGUCAAAGAUGCGAUAGUGCGCCCCUUACAACAACAACGCAAAGCGGCUCAGGAGAGAUCAAGACAAGUUUUAGCGGAAAUGAACGGUUUAAAGAGUUAUCAAGGUAAGGAUACUUUGAAAUUUAUCAACAGCACUCUAGACUAUCUACAGCGUGAUAAUCAAUCGAAGGAAAUUAUCGAUAAACUGGAAUCGUUAAAGAAUUCUAUUGCUGACCAUAAGACUCAACGAAAGAAUGAAUACAAGGAACUGUCACAGAAGUUACAUGGAGAAUGGAAUCUUUCACAUCCUACAUAUCUGAUCAAUGAAGCUAUGGAGAGGGGUUUAAUUGAUGAACCAUACCUGUUGGCAAUGGUAGUUCUUUCACCUGGUCAUUACUUACAGAGAUCUCGCUCAGGCCAGUGGAAAAUGAUUCGUACAGAUUCAAACAUGAUAAGGAUUUCAGAUUGUGCUCCAAGUCAAGUACAGGCCACCAUUCGUCAACAUACAACGUUCCCCUCCAAGACACCACUAAUGCUGUUGUACGUCAAAAGUUCACAUGUUUCAGUGGAUACUAUUGUUUCUAAAAGCCUCGAAUCUAACGAGGGCAUCACCAACUUUUUACGCAUCGAUCAAGAGGAACUAAAUAAAGAAUAA